ACUGAGGCACCAACAACUGAGGCUGAAUCUCCCACCACCCCAAAACCUGAGGAGACAACCCCUGAGGCAACUGAGGCACCAACAACCGAGGCUGAAUCUCCCACCACCCCAAAACCUGAAGACACAACCCCUGAGGCAACAGAGGCACCAACAACUGAGGCUGAAUCUCCCACCACCCCAAAACCUGAAGACACAACCCCUGAGGCAACUGAGGCACCAACAACUGAGGCACCAACAACUGAGGCUGAAUCUCCCACCACCCCUAAACCUGAAGACACAACCCCUGAGGCAACUGAGGCACCAACAACUGAGGCUGAAUCUCCCACCACCCCUAAACCUGAAGACACAACCCCUGAGGCAACUGAGGCACCAACAACUGAGGCUGAAACUCCCACCACCUUAAAACCUGAAGACACAACCCCUGAGGCCACUGAGGCUGAAUCUCCCACCACCCCUAAACCUGAACACACAACCCCUGAGGCCACUGAAGCUGAAUCUCCCACCACCUUAAAACCUGAAGACACAACCCCUGAGGCAACUGAGGCACCAACAACUGAGGCUGAAUCUCCCACCACUCCUAAACCUGAAGACACAACCCCAGAGGAAACCACAAUGACGGCAGACUCCCCCACCACCCCUAAACCUGAAGAGACAACCCCAGAGGAGCCAACAACCAAGGCUGAUUCCCCUACCACUCCUAAACCUGAAGAAACAACUCCAGAGGAAGCCACAACCAAGGCAGACUCUCCCACCACACCUAAACCUGAAGAGACAACCCCAGAGGAAACAACAACCAAGGCAGACUCCCCCACCACCCUUAAACCUGAGGAGACAACCCCAGAGGAGCCAACAACCAAGGCUGAUUCCCCUACCACUCCUAAACCUGAAGAGACAACUCCAGAGGAAGCCACAACCAAGGCAGACUCUCCCACCACUCCCAAACCUGAAGACACAACCCCAGAGGAAACAACAGCCAAGUCAGACUCCCUCACCACUCCCAAGCCUGAGGAGACAACUCCAGAGGAAGCCACAACCAAGGCUGAGAGCCCCUCCACCCCUAAAACAGAGGACACAGUCUCUCCGACCACCCCUGCAGCCCCCAAGGCUGACACCACCGUGGUACAGACAACAACACCCACUGCAGUGACAACCUCUGCCCCCAGAUUAGUCUCAACUGCUGACAAAGACACAGCAGCUCCCAGCAGUGCUGCAGCCACUACAGCUGAGAAGGACACUCCCACACCUGGAGCAGACACAAUGCUUUCAGAUACCACAAUGGAGAUCAAGGAGGUAACAACACCCAAGAAAGACAGAACUACUCUGCUUAAAGACAUUUUAACAGCCACAAUUGGGAAAGACUUGGCUACCGUAGCUGUGGUGACAACAGCUAAGCCAGGUGACUCUCCUAAAGGUAUGGAUGACAUUCCAGAUGCGGCCAAACAACCUGUCACUGCAGCAGCUGCAUCAGAAGCAACAACAGCAGCCACAGCUCCCUUGCCCAAGCCCGCAACCACCAAAGCAGAGUCAACUCCUGAACCCAGCAAGGUGGUAACACCCAGUGAAAAAGAGACAAGUACAGAAGUGGAGCAGGCUGCUGCAGCUCCAGAGAGCACAGGUGCUACUUGUGUGGUGGUGAUGACAGCAGCUGGCAAAAAAGAGGUAACAACCACCAAAGAAGUGAGCACCACACCUGGCAGAGAACUGGAACAGGUCACUGAAAAGGCCCCUGGUACUGACAAAGCAGAGGUAACUACAGUUGCCAAAGAAACCACUACCAGGGAUAAAAAAGACACGAUAGAAGAAAUGUAUCUUGUUUCUAACGGGACAUCCAAGCCAACAAUACAUUUCCAGGAGGUCACUGAGAGCAGAGAGGAGCCUCAUCCAACUGACCCUGAAACUCUGCCUGUGAAAGAACCCGAGAUAAACAAGCCUUUAAUACCAAUUGGGGACCUGCCAAUGUUACCUGGAGAAACACAAGAGAGGAAGGACGACGAGAAGGACCUGUGCAGCGGGAGGCCGGCGGACGGCAUGGUGGCCCUGCCCAACGGCACCCUGGCCGUCUUCCGAGGUCACUACUACUGGCUGCUGAACGGCCGGAGCCCGCCGAGCACCAACCCCCGCCGCAUCACCGACGGCUGGGGCAUCCCCUCCCCGAUCGACUCCGUCUUCUCCAGGUGCAACUGCGAUGGGAAAACCUUCUUCAUCAAGGGCCCCCUGUACUGGCGUUUCACUAAUGGAGUUAUGGAUCCAGGCUAUCCCAAACCUCUUGCCAAUGGAUUUGCAGGGUUAAGUGGGAGAAUAGUAGCAACCUUACCUGUGGCAAGAUUCAACAACAGACCAGAAUCUGUUUAUUUUAUCAAGAGAGAUGGGAACAUGCAGCAGUAUGUCUACAGACAAGAACCAGCCAAGAAGUGUCAGAGAAGAGCACGGAUUACCAUCAGAUACCCAGCUUUUGUGCCAAGAGUUGUCAUCCGGAGGCGCUUCCAACGUGCCGUGCGGAUGCCGACCAUCAUCCGGACUGUCAGAGUCAACCCGCACCCAACUGGAGUUCUGCGCAAGGAAAUCCGAAUGCAAACCUACUGGAGAGGCCUCCCCAAAGUCAUCCACUCAACUCUUUCCAUACCCAACCAGAACAAGCCCGAUGGUUACGAUUACUAUGCCUUCUCUUACAAUCGGUACUACAGCUUGGAUAUUGGCAAAAGAAUAGCAAGACCUGUUACUGCUCUCACAGGAAAGACUGUAUCCAAAGACUGGUACAACUGUCCCAGCAAGUGAUGCACAGCAGAGGAUUUUAAAAAAGAGAUGCCAUUUGAACGUCACCAUUUUUUC
Molecule: messenger RNA, 2829 nt
Organism: Lepidothrix coronata (blue-crowned manakin)
Lineage: Eukaryota; Metazoa; Chordata; Aves; Passeriformes; Pipridae
Gene: PRG4
Product: proteoglycan 4
Exons: 7
Source: RefSeq, a predicted model, not a curated record